AGACUAUAAUUAUAUUGUACAAGAGUGUAACACAUCCAAUUCAUAGAUUUUUUUAAAAAGAAGAAUGUCGUCUGCUGCGCACAGUCUGUAAAUUUCAGUAGAGCUUGAGUGGAGGCCUUUUAUGGAUGCGCAAUUUUCUAUGUUACUUUGAAGACGUUCUGAAAAUCGGGUAUUUGUGCUUGAUUGUUGAUUAUGCACCUCGACAACUGGUAUGGAAAUCGUUGUGUGGAAAAUGACAUGAUUUAUUUAAGCAUCACCUCUCGCGAUAAGUCAACAUGGCUCAGGCAGUUGUAACGUGUGAACUGUGUGAGGAUGAUCCUGUUCUCAUGCAUUGUAAUUCCUGCCACAUUAACCUUUGCAGUGAAUGUGUUGGGAAACACGUUUCUUCCUUGCUCUCCAAACAACACGACGUAGUAGGUUUUCAGUACCGGAAAAGUGACGUCACACUUCCAGAUUGUCAGAGCCACCUUUAUCAAAAAUGUGACAUUUACUGCAAAACCUGUAAAUUUCCAAUAUGCAGCAAGUGUGUUGUCUCUCCAGAACACAAGCAACAUGAGAUAACCGACAUUAUUGACGAGUAUCUAACAAGAAAAGAACUGCUUUCACAAGAGGCGACCAUGCUUGAAAAAUUUGUCAUCCCAGAGCUCGAUAACGUGGAGAGUUCUCUAGGAUCUAAUAUGACCAAAUUAACAAGAGAAUACGAUUCUGUUACCAAUUUGCUAUCGAAAGAAGUUGAUAAGCUCUACAUUGAAAUAAGGAAGAAAGUCGAAGAAAAGAAAAUGUUGUUGCAGGAUUUGCAAGACAGUGAUGCCAGGGAGCUGCGAUCACAACUUGUUCAAAUUUCGAAAAGGAAUCUGACCGUUAAGCAAGUAGUUUCUGAUUACAAGGUAGCAUUGUCCGGAAAUAAUGUCGCUGCAGUAUUUUCUUGUCCAUACACGGAAAACCAAUUCCGAGAUAUUCCUUCCAUGGUUGGCAUUUGUGCCCCCAAAUAUUCUCCAACUUUAGAAUUUGAUCAAGUUCAAGCUCUCCUUGGUAAAAUAGAAAUCUUAGAUCGCUGUGUUGCCAAAAAUGGCUAUACAAUAUCCACAUCACAAAACACUCAGUCCUCUUGUGUGGAGAAAAAGAUUUUAGAGGAGCCAGAAUUGUUGAGUACAUUUCACACCGAGUAUGAGGAACUUCAGUCUAUAUUCUGUGUAGGCACCAAUGAGGUAUGGGCGGUUGGAAGUGUUCGAGGAACUAUGACAAGAUUUAACAUUGACGGUACUAAGUUAGAAACAUUGCAGGUCAUCCAAGGAUAUUCGCCUAACGACAUCCAUGUGGAUUACGAAGGGAACAUACUCUUCACUGUCAUGGGAGAAAGAAGUGUGGUCAUGUGGAAAAAUGGAAAACGGGAAGUAAUUGCCGCGUGGAAAAACUGGAAACCAACAGCAUUGUUUGUCAACAAGCUAGGACACAUACUGGUUUGCAUGAUGUCUGCAGACAAAAGAGAUGCACGGAUUGUCCGUUUAGUCAAAACAAAGCAAAAACAGAAGAUACAGUUUGAUGAAGGUGAACAAUUGUUCUUCAGGCCACUGGCUAUUGUAGAGAAUAAAAAUGAAGAUAUAUGUGUGGUCAAUAGUGGAACCAGAGGUGUUGUCGUAGUGAACAAGUCUGGGAUUCUGCGAUUCACCUACAGUGGGAAGGCGCCAUCCUUGACAUUCCGCUUUAAACCAACGUCGAUAGCCAUUGACAACAGGGGGCAAAUUCUGGUCACCGACGCCAUGAACAACUGUGUUCACAUUUUAGACGAGGAUGGAAAUUUUCUUCUUUCAAUAGGCAAAUCCAUGAUGAAUAUGCCAUCAGAUCUUGGUGUAGACGAGAAUGAAAAUCUUUGGAUUGGGGAGUUGCAUUCAGGAAAAAUAAAAGUUUUCAAAUAUUUAACGACUCGCCGCCCUGAUGGGAGUGUUCCCUCUGCUGAGAGUAGUCCAUCACAAUGACACAAGCGAAUGAACACAGUUUAUUGCAAUACGAUCCAGAUCGAUACCCACAACAGGAAUUAUCUGAUGCUAUGAUUCAUUCACCAUAUUUCAUAUGAAAGACAUUAGUAAUAAAACAUUUAUAAGUGGC
Messenger RNA from Ostrea edulis (European flat oyster), 2106 nucleotides. RefSeq names its product E3 ubiquitin-protein ligase TRIM71-like. The record is from RefSeq and is a predicted model, not a curated record. Gene Ontology annotation, cellular component: chromatin; nucleoplasm. Gene Ontology annotation, molecular function: ubiquitin-protein transferase activity; protein binding; zinc ion binding. The transcript has a single exon. Lineage: Eukaryota; Metazoa; Mollusca; Bivalvia; Ostreida; Ostreidae. Gene Ontology annotation, biological process: positive regulation of DNA-templated transcription. The coding region runs from base 276 to 1976 and encodes 566 amino acids.